AUGUCUCUCGCGUCUUCGGGUUCGCGCGGCGGGGCGGGCGGCACCCGUCCUUCCCACUUCGGCUCGGAUAUCGCCUCUCCUCUGUUGCCGGCAGUCGGCGAGCGGGAGGAGCCGAGGCAGCUGAGCCGUCAAGAGGCUGAGAGCCGCCUCCGUGAAGAGCCGUCGAACGUGCGCUCAGCGGCUGUAGGUACAGCCGUCUUCACCCGCGGGUCGGAGGAGGAGGACGACGAGGAAGACGGCGAGGAAGAAGGCGAAACCUGGAUCUCCUGGUUCUGUGCCCUCGAGGGCCACGAGUGCUUCAGCGAAGUCGACGAAGAAUACAUCAAAGACACCUUCAACCUCUUCGGCUUGAAGCCCCUCAUCGGCAACUACGACGCCGCCCUCGACAUGAUUCUCGGCGCGGCGCCGGACGACGAAGACAUCGACGAGCAGCACUUCCUCGAAGUCUAUCGCGAUGCGAUGGACCUCUACGGCCUGAUCCACUCGAGAUAUGUCAUCACGCCAAGAGGCUUGGCUCAAAUGCGCGAAAAGUACAUUUCAGGGCAAUUUGGCGAAUGCCCUCGCGUCCUGUGCGACCGCCAUCCUGUCUUGCCUCUCGGCAUUUCUCCAGAUCUCAGCUCGCAUCGUCUUCGGCUGUAUUGCCCCCUUUGCCAAGAGGCCUACGACGUGCGCGAAGGCAGUGAAGAAGCGAAAGACAUCGACGGCGCUUUCUUCGGUCCUUCCUUUCCCCACAUUUUCCUUCAGACAUUCCCGAACUUGGUACCCCUCGACGUCCCGGUGCCGUACCAGCCGAAAAUCUUCGGCUUCCGCGUCCACAACAGAAAGUCCAUCGUUCAACUGAAGCUCGAGAGGGGCGAGUACGGAGUCGACUGCGUGCCUGCGGGGAGCACGCGGCCAGCGCUCGCCGCUUCGGCUGCCGGACCGGCAACCUCUGGAGCCGGCGAGGAGGCGCGAGCAGAGCGCGACACAACUUCCCAGGUGGGGGCUGAGAAGAAGGAAGAGACGCUGACGGCGGAGACAGGCGACGCUGCGUUCUCCAAAACAGUCGGCGAGGCCUUCAGCAGACCCUCGGGAGACUGGAAGAUCUCCGGGACGUGA
Molecule: messenger RNA, 1098 nt
Organism: Neospora caninum
Lineage: Eukaryota; Apicomplexa; Conoidasida; Eucoccidiorida; Sarcocystidae
Product: putative casein kinase II beta chain
Exons: 5
Coding region: 1-1098 (365 amino acids)
Cellular component (GO): cytoplasm; protein kinase CK2 complex
Molecular function (GO): protein kinase regulator activity
Source: RefSeq, a predicted model, not a curated record